UUUCAGAGCUGAAUGGAAUGGUUCUGUUAUGCAAAGUCUGUGGUGAUGUGGCCUCUGGAUUUCAUUAUGGUGUACAUGCCUGUGAGGGCUGCAAGGGUUUUUUCCGACGCAGCAUUCAGCAAAAUAUUCAGUACAAGAAGUGUCUGAAGAAUGAGACGUGCUCCAUAGUGCGGAUUAAUAGAAACCGUUGCCAACAGUGCCGCUUUCGAAAGUGUCUUUCUGUGGGCAUGUCUAGAGAUGCUGUGAGGUUUGGACGCAUCCCAAAGAGGGAAAAACAACGGAUGUUGGCAGAAAUGCACAGUGCUAUGAGUCACAUUGCUGGUGGCCAUUUUGGGAGAAGGAGUCCUGUUCCACUUCAGCCACAGCAACUUCGACCUUCCACUCCUCCCCACUUGGGUCCAACCUCCUGUCCUUCACCACCUUCGAUCCCAGAAGCCUAUCCCCAUUACCCACAGCAACUGACACCUCCUCGCUCUCCCAGUCCAGACCAUGUCGAUGAUGUUAUAGGUCAAGUGACCCAGGCUCAUCGACAGAUAUUUGUCUACGCCCAUGAAAAAGUGAGCGGAAAGUUAGCAUCAUGGGAGCACCAUGACGUCUCUCCGUCAAAAUGUUGGACGCAAGACAAUGGAGAAACCAGAGGCAAUCGCAGUGUCUUUCUGGCAUGCCCCAUGAAUGCUCUGCCCCGUGGAGGAAAACUCUGCUCUGUACAGGAGGUGUGGGAAGAUUUCUCUCUCAGUUUUACCCCAGCUGUGCGAGAGGUGGUUGAAUUUGCCCGUCACAUUCCUGGUUUCCAAGACUUAACUCAACAAGACCAAGUCACCUUGCUAAAGGCUGGUACAUUUGAGGUUCUCAUGGUCCGAUUUGCCUCCUUAUUUGAUGUGCGUGAACGCUCUCUCCGCUUCCUCAGUGGAGCUACAUAUUCUCUGCCAGAGCUCCAAGCUAUGGGGAUGGGUGAGCUACUGAGCUCAAUGUUUGACUUUAGUGAAAAACUGGCGUCUCUCAACCUGAGCCAAGAGGAGCUGGGGAUCUUCACUGCGCUGGUGCUCGUAUCUGCAGACCGUUCAGGGAUGGAGAAUGCCUCAUUGGUAGAGCAGCUGCAAGAGACUCUCAUACGUGCCCUUCGCUCUCUCAUCUUUAAAAAUAGUCCAAAUGACACUUCCCGUUUCACCAAACUACUGCUGCGACUGCCCGACCUGCGAACCCUUAACAGCAUGCACUCUGAGAAACUGCUGUCAUUCCGUGUCGACACACACUGAUAGCAUGAUGGGAUCUCCGUAGAACUGCUAAAGCAUGGGCACUAAAAUAAUAGGGGUUUUCUGGUGUUGAAGUCACACUGUCACUUCCUGUGGAAGGCUAGAUCACACAGCUACGACCUCAGGAGAGAGAUGGGUGUUGGAAAAUGCUUCUAGACUAUAUCUCCAUUACAGUGAUGAUGGCUUGAGAGGAGAGUUUCCCAAGAUAUCACUAGCAUGAACUGUUCCGUGGAAGGGUGGGGUAUAAGACACUUAUGAAAGGCAAAACCUGCAGAGCAAUGUAUAUAUUUAUAUACAUAUACAUCUGUAAAUAAUUUACUGUCAUACAGUGUAAACCAUUGUGUAAAUAUAUGUGUGUAUAUCAGAAGUUGUGCUAAAUAUAAAUAUUUUAUGACUA
Molecule: messenger RNA, 1650 nt
Organism: Pseudophryne corroboree (corroboree frog)
Lineage: Eukaryota; Metazoa; Chordata; Amphibia; Anura; Myobatrachidae
Product: nuclear receptor subfamily 1 group D member 1-like
Exons: 6
Coding region: 18-1256 (412 amino acids)
Biological process (GO): cell differentiation; hormone-mediated signaling pathway; negative regulation of transcription by RNA polymerase II
Molecular function (GO): nuclear receptor activity; zinc ion binding; RNA polymerase II cis-regulatory region sequence-specific DNA binding
Source: RefSeq, a predicted model, not a curated record